AUGGUCAUUGUGAAAAGAUUGGUAACCAACAAGGCUGUGGUUAUAUUCAGCAAGAGUUCUUGCUGUAUAUGCCACAGCAUCAGGACACUGAUAUGCAGCUUCGGGGCAAAUCCUACUGUUUAUGAGCUUGAUGAACACCCAGAUGGUCAAAUAAUCGAGAGGGAACUCAAAGCCUUAGGGUGUAAGCCAUGUACCCCAGCGGUUUUUAUAGGCCAGGAGCUGAUUGGUGGAGCCAAUGAGAUUAUGAGCCUGCAUCUCAAAGGCAAGCUGGUCCCUAUGCUCAUCAAAGAGAGAGCUAUAUGGCUCUAA
Molecule: messenger RNA, 309 nt
Organism: Lactuca virosa
Lineage: Eukaryota; Viridiplantae; Streptophyta; Magnoliopsida; Asterales; Asteraceae
Source: the annotation of a GenBank genome assembly